CGCCCCCGCCGCCUCGGCAACACACCGACUAAUCCUAUUGGUCAACUGGAAUCACGUGUCAUGCGUCAGCUUAUCCCACGCUGCUGAUUGUCUCUACAGCGGCAGCAUAGCGGUUGGUUGCAUCUUCGUCGCUGAACUGUCCACCUGGAGCAGCAUUUCUCUGUCUCAGAUUGACCAACACUGCAAACCUGAAGCACCAUUUCUUAGCAGCUAUGCCUCCUCCAAUUCGUCAUCGCUCCAUGCGCAUCUUUGUCAAUGAUGAUCGCCACGUCAUGGCCAGGCACUCGACCAUCUAUCCCACCCAAGAAGAGCUGGAGGGAGUGCAGAACAUGGUGUCCCACACUGAACGAGCUCUUAAGGGUGUCUCUGAUUGGCUGGACGAGCAAGAGAAGGGAACCGCCAAAGCAAACACCUUGGAGACGGAAGGAGAAAAGGAGACAGAGCCCAAGCCUGGGGACCAGCUCACACGAUCUCUGCGCGGGGUAAUGCGCGUUGGGCUGGUCGCUAAAGGUCUUCUGCUGAAGGGAGAUCUGGACCUGGAGCUCGUGCUGUUGUGCAAAGACAAACCCACCAUCACCUUGCUGAAGAAGGUUGCAGAGAAUCUAGCUGAGCAACUUAAGGUCAUCACCGAAGAGAAAUAUGAAGUCAAGCCUUUUGUCCGCGAGGCCACCAUUGUCAUCAAAAACUCCAAAGAGCGACCUUUGACUUUGACCAUUCACCUGACGUCACCCCUCGUGAGGGAGGAGGUGGAGAAGCAAGCAGCUGGAGAAACGCUAUCAGUCAACGAUCCCCCGGAUGUUCUGGACAGGCAGAAAUGCCUGGCUGCAUUGGCGUCUCUCCGCCACGCCAAGUGGUUCCAGGCCAGGGCUAAUGGACUCCGAUCCUGUGUGAUCGUCAUCCGCAUCUUUAGGGAUUUGUGUGCUCGUGUUUCCACCUGGGCCCCUCUCACUGGAUGGCCAUUAGAACUGCUGUGCGAGAAAGCGAUUGGCACCGGGAACCGACCAAUGGGAGCGGGAGAAGCCCUCCGCAGAGUUCUAGAGUGUCUUGGAUCUGGAAUCCUCUUGCCAGGUGGUCCAGGCAUCUGUGACCCAUGCGAAAAGGAACCAACUGAUGCCAUUAGUCACAUGAACACCCAGCAACGAGAGGACAUUACACAAAGUGCUCAGCAUGCCUUGAGGCUUUCUGCUUUUGGACAGCUGCACAAAGUACUUGGUAUGGACCCGCUCCCCUCAAAGAUGCCCAGAAAACCAAGAAGUGAAACUAUUAUAGACUACACAGUUCAGAUCCCACCCAGCGCGACCUAUGUACCCCCACUGAAACGCCCUAUAGAGGAGGAGACAACAGACGAGAAGAAUCCGAAUAAGAAGAAAAAGAAGUUACAGAAGAAAUCUACGGACGAUAAGGCCGAACCUUCACAGGCAAUGAAUGCUCUGAUGCGACUGAACCAGCUGAAGCCAGGGCUUCAGUAUAAACUCAUCUCUCAGACCGGUCCGGUUCACGUGCCGGUGUUCACCAUGGCUGUGGAGGUGGAUGGAAAGACUUUUGAAGCCUCAGGUCCCUCCAAACGUGCAGCGAAGCUACAUGUGGCUGUCAAAGUCUUGCAAGAUAUGGGUCUGCCUACUGGAGUGGAGCAGAAGGUUGCUGAAAUAACAGUGAAACAAGAGGAGCCACUGGUGACCCCACAGGAGACCGUGCCACCACCAAUGGCACAAAUGGAACCAGAGCCAGCACCCACCAACACGGACAACAUGAAUGACGAGAACUCUCGACAGCAGGGCCCUAUCCUCACCAAACAUGGAAAGAAUCCGGUGAUGGAGUUAAAUGAGAAACGCAGAGGACUGAAGUACGAGCUUAUUUCUGAAACAGGCGGAAGUCAUGACAAGCGCUUCGUCAUGGAGGUGGAGAUCGAUGGAGAGAAGUUUCAGGGUACCGGUUCUAAUAAAAAGGUGGCGAAGGCUUACGCGGCAUUGGCAGCCCUGGAGAAGCUCUUCCCAGAAGGCUCAAAUGUGGACGCAAACAAGAAAAAGAAAAUGGCUUCAAUGCAUCCCACUGGAUUUAUGAUGAGUGGGCCACCUGGUGACCUGGCAGCCAAUCCUAGAGGCAGAGGAAGAGGGCGUGGAAGGGGGCGAGGUAGAGGAUUUAACAACGGUGGAGGAUUUAAUCAAGGUGGAUAUGGAUCAUAUGGCUAUGGGAGCAAUGCUAACUCUGGCUACAAUUUCUACAAUAACGAGGGAUCAAACGGUGGUUCGGUGGCCUCGGGUCCUGGACCUGCCGGACCAGUCGCAAACACUACUGGAGGAUCAUCAGGACCUCCUGGCUUCGGUUCCUAUUACCAAAAUGAAGGAGGCUACACAGCCCCUGCUCCAGCACCCAAAGUAACUCCCAAAAAGCCACCUAUGCUCCAAAACACAAAGCCUCAAGGGACCGGAGCAGGUCAGGGUUCAGGCUUCGGUCAAUACGGCCAGGGCUUCGUACCGCCCAAGAAAAACUUCGGCCAACCUCAAGGCGGAGGUGGAAACUUCAACUACAGCACUGCUUAUCCGUCCCAGGUGACCGGAGGGCAAGACUACGGCUAUGAAGGUUACAACAACCAAGCAAACUACAACUCACCUCAACCGCAGCAGCAGCAGGGUGGAGCCAACCAAAACCAGAAUUUUGGUGGUAACACUUCCUACAACAGUGGACCAGUUGGAUACGGUCGAGGAGAUCCCAAUAUGAACUACCAGUACAGAUAAACAGACCAUACUUUGUGUGCUCUGCCCUUAUUCCGCUUUCAUUGUAGAGUUCCCAAUCUUAGGCUUUGAUCACCAUCAGACCACCUUGGACUUUAAAUGGCAGUGUCUUUAGACUUUGUGCAGAAUAAUGUAUUUCUAUGUUUCUUUAAGUUGUAUUCCUUAUGGGUUCUUGAAAUCUGUGAACUUUCCCAAACUGCUGUCCGAAGCUUAGCAUGUGAAGACCUGAUGUUAGUUAUUACGCAGUGGCAUCCAGAUAUGAUUUUAACCAUUCGGAAAUGUAAAAAUAUAAGAUGCGUUAAGUUGUAAAUCUUUUGUUUUAUCUUGUUUUUUUCCUUCCUCCAGUUGACCAGCAACAUUUCUUGACCUUGCCUGUGAUUGUUGACUUUUUUUUUUAGAAUGCACAUGUGAUAUGUUUUAAGUGCUUUUGUGAAUGUAAAGGUUGUGACGUGUCAGGUCGGUGUAUCAUUUGGCAUUUUUGGGACGGGGGACCUUUUUAUGUUCUGAACAAUGUGGAGAAGAAUGUGUGGUGUUUGUAAUAAAGGAUUUUAUUUUGGAGGA
Molecule: messenger RNA, 3293 nt
Organism: Paramisgurnus dabryanus
Lineage: Eukaryota; Metazoa; Chordata; Actinopteri; Cypriniformes; Cobitidae
Gene: ilf3b
Product: interleukin enhancer binding factor 3b
Cellular component (GO): precatalytic spliceosome
Molecular function (GO): double-stranded RNA binding; single-stranded RNA binding
Source: RefSeq, a predicted model, not a curated record